Molecule: messenger RNA, 3144 nt
Organism: Pygoscelis adeliae (Adelie penguin)
Lineage: Eukaryota; Metazoa; Chordata; Aves; Sphenisciformes; Spheniscidae
Gene: AMOTL2
Product: angiomotin like 2
Exons: 9
Coding region: 46-2088 (680 amino acids)
Biological process (GO): hippo signaling; establishment of cell polarity involved in ameboidal cell migration; angiogenesis
Cellular component (GO): bicellular tight junction; plasma membrane; cytoplasmic vesicle
Source: RefSeq, a predicted model, not a curated record
CCCUUCUCGGGUGGAAACGUGGCUUUGCCAACGGCGCGGGCAGAGAUGAGGACGGCGGAGGACUCAAAUGGGACGGUCCUGCACCGCCUGAUCCAGGAGCAGCUGCGCUAUGGGAACCUCACGGAGAACCGCACGCUGCUGGCCAUCCAGCAGCAGGCCCUGCGUGGCAGUGCCGGGGGUUCCGGCAGCCCCCGCUCCUCCCUGGAGAGCCUCAGCCCAGAGGAGAGCCAAAUGGUUCAGCAAUCCACACGGCAGGAGCCCCAGGGCCAGGAGCAUCACUCCGACCACGUCUACUUGGAGAACAGCGUUUAUCGGCUCUGCCAACCCCAGCACAAGGGCGAGGAGCUCCCGACCUACGAGGAGGCCAAGGCGCAUUCCCAGUACUAUGCCUUGCAGCGGGGCGGCCAGCAGCCUGGAGGGGCCAGCCUGGGAAUUUGGGGUGAAAACAGUCCGCGUGGGGCCGAGAGCAGCGCCCGACGCCCCGAUGAGGGGCUGAAGGACCUGAAGCAUGGCCAUGUGCGGUCGCUGAGCGAGCGGCUGAUGCGGAUGUCGCUGGAGAGGAAUGGGGCCAAAGCACAGAGCCCCAUCAGCGCCUCCCACAGCUACCCCCAGCUCUCCCGCCACCACCAGCUUGCUGCCCUCCGAGGGCAGCACCCUGAGGGGCUGGAGCCACGAGGACCCCCCCCGGAGUAUCCCUACGUCAUCCCAUCCCAGGACGCUUACCUGGCCGAACCCCAACCCUGCUCCCGGGAAGGUCCUGGAUUUCAGCAUCCUGAAAUCAGGGUGCUGCCCACCCACGUCCCCACCGCUUUCCUGCCGCCGUCGGGUGCCCUCUGCCCAGGCACGCUAGGUUCCGCCAGUGUGGAGGCACUGGUGAGCGUCCAGGCGGUCUCGGCCAGCAGCCGCCUGGCCCGGGCAGACGCAGUCCUGCGGGAGAACGAGAGGCUCCAGCGGGAGAGUGAGAAGCUGCGGCGGGAGCUGGAGAGCUGUGCUGAGAAGGCGAGCCGCAUCCAGAAGCUGGAGAGUGAGAUCCAGCGCAUCUCAGAGGAUUACGAAAACCUUGUCAAGGCAUCUUCCAAGCGGGAAGCCUUGGAGAAAGCCAUGAGGAACAAGAGAGACGGCGAGAUGCGACGGCUCCAGGACUUUAACCGAGACCUCAAAGAGCGGUUGGAAUCGGCGAACAAGCAGCUGGCCAGCAAGACCCAGGAAAGCCAGGAGAGCAACCAGGGCAGCGUGGCCAAACUCCUGGCACAGAGCUACGAGCACCAGCAGGAGAAGGAGAAGCUGGAACGGGAGGUCUCCCUGCUGCGCAGCGCCAACGAGGACCAGCGGCAGCGGGCAGAGCUGCUGGGGCAGGGGGCGGGGCGGAGGCAGGCGGGCACCACGGGCGGGGGGACACCGGAGCUGAGUGCUCACACACUCUCCGAGCAGCUGAGGGAGAAAGAGGAGAAGAUCCUGGCCCUGGAGGCUGACAUGACCAAGUGGGAGCAGAAGUACCUGGAGGAGUGCACCAUGCGGCAGUUUGCCAUGGAUGCGGCAGCCACCGCAGCCGCCCAGCGGGACACCACCCUCAUCAGCCAUUCCCCGCGGCAUUCCCCCAACAGCAGCUUCAACGAGGACCUCCUCCUGGCCAGCCACAAGCACCAGGAGAUGGAGAACAGGUUAAAAGUCCUUCACGCCCAAAUCCUGGAGAAGGACGCUGUCAUCAAGGUCCUGCAGCAGCGCUCACGGAGGGACCCCAGCAAAGCCCUCCAGGGCUCCCUGCGGCCAGCCAAGUCCGUGCCCUCCGUCUUCGCCGCCUCCGCCGCCCCGAGCUGGCCAGGGGCUGGCCAGAGUGACCGGUUGGCCGAGGGCAGCUCCCUGAGCAGCACAGCAGGCAAAGCCACUGCCGAAGGGACAGCAGCACCCGCUGCCCUCCCCCUGCCCUCCCACUCCAAGCAUGGCAGCAAGGAUGGCAGCACGCAGACGGAUGGGGUGGCCGAGAGCAGCGGCCAGGGUGAGGCCACUGAGUGCCAGGCCGGUUUGCUGGAGAGCUCGGCCGCUGCCAGAGCCCUGGACCUGUCUGACAUGGUGGAGAUCCUGAUUUAAGGCCACCCAGGGGCUGCACACUGGCCCCUCUGCCCUCCCUGCCUGCUGCACAGGCAGAGCUGCCCUGCCUGCACCUGCCCGGGACAGAGGAGCCUGCGGGAAGGAGGACCGAGCCUGGAGCUCAGCGGCGUCCCCGCGGCUGGUGGCUGGAGGGCCACCAUCCCCGCUCAGCACCUGCAUGGGUCCCCAGCUGUGUGGGGAGCGCUGGAGCCCCGGGACCCCGCAAGCGGCGGCGGGGGCUCGCGACCCUUCUGUAAAUACACUUGGGUUUUGUACGACGGAAGCAAAUGUAUUUAUCGUUUCUGCCUCUUCUCCUUCCCGAGUUGGGGGGUUUCUUCCCAUCCUCUUCCUUGUUGGCUCCAUCCUCAUCGCGGCUCCAAUCCCAUCCCACUCCUGGGUCUUGGUCAUCCACAUCCACUGAAGCGCUUGGACUCCAACUGGAAUUUCCCGCUCUGCUCGCCCGAACUGUACCCACAAGCUGAUGUCUCUGUGCGAGGGCAGAGCCGGGAGGGAUCCUCCGUAGGUCCCAUUGACUGCCCAGAUCCACGUGGCCAAGCCGAGCACCGGGAGCCCCAAACCUCCAUCAUCUGCAUCUUGCCUCUAGGUUUUCAGCACAGGGUGGUAGUGAAGCAAGAGAGAAAAUGGUAAUCGAGGGAAUGAAAGGCGGAGGAGAAAUCCCCUUGAAGCCAGAGGUGAAACACUCGGAGUGAACUGAGGACGGCUGAUGGAGGCAGUGGGACGUGCUGCCCCUCUUGUGGCUUCAUCCCACCGCCACAUCCCCUGGCUACUGGCAGCUGGCUUCUGCCCAUAGCCAGCGCUGACAUCUCGCUCCUCUGAGCUCGGACACUUCCCGUCCUUGCCCUUCGUGUAUGUGUAUAUAUAUGUAUUUUUUUUCUUUCUUCUUUAAACGUGUGCAUUUGCUGGACAACUGCAUUUUUUAUUUUUCUCUCCCAGACACGUAAAAAAUGCGUUCGGUUCUCGUGCAUUGUUUACAAGGUGGAAAACAAACAAACAAAAAAUUAUGAAAGAGGAAAAAAAAACCCCACAACUUAAUAU